This is a messenger RNA of Trichobilharzia szidati, 689 nucleotides long. Lineage: Eukaryota; Metazoa; Platyhelminthes; Trematoda; Strigeidida; Schistosomatidae. The record is from the annotation of a GenBank genome assembly.
AGUAUAUUGUGCCCCAGCAUUACAUAUAUAAGACCAAAGUAACUCUUUCCACCUUAGAAAAUUCUAAUAGUUACAAAGUAAUUUAACUAGAAACAGUGAAACUCAGCAUUCGUAGAGGUAUUCACGAAAACAACAGUACCUACAACAACAGUCUUAAGGCAAUAGUCGAAAUAAUGAACACAUAUCUACUCCUCUUUGUCGCAUUCGCUAUUCUUGCUGUUCAACUUCCAAGCACUCUUGGAUAUUCAGAGGCUGAUGAACUUGAUGCCUUCCCAGAAUAUCAGACUUACGGUUAUCCAUCAGCCUACAAUCGAUUUGCUGAAUAUCGUAAACGUGGAAUUCGUAACAUGCGAAUGGGAAAACGUUCAGAGUAUCAUCCAGUGAAAGCAAUUUCAACAGAAUAAAUUGGCUAGUUAACAUUCUGAUGACUAACAUUACGAAAAUAAAUAAAUAAACAAACAAACAAAAAAUUAUGAUUAGAUAAAUUCAUACUAAUGUUGUUAUGUUGGUAGAUGAAAUGUUUGUUAUCACUCAAAGAAUAAUGAGCACGUCUCGACUUGAUUGUCUAUGUGCAUGUAUGUGUGUGUGUGUUAUGUGUGUAGUAUAAGUACUGCAUUUAUCUACUGCUUUCCAGUGAAUUUGUGAAACAUUUAAAAUUUAAUAGAAUUGGAAAUAAUGAUUUAAAAAGC